Tetranychus urticae (two-spotted spider mite) is the source of this 1877-nucleotide messenger RNA. RefSeq lists its product as uncharacterized. The record is from RefSeq and is a predicted model, not a curated record. Lineage: Eukaryota; Metazoa; Arthropoda; Arachnida; Trombidiformes; Tetranychidae. Gene Ontology annotation, biological process: mRNA splicing, via spliceosome. Gene Ontology annotation, cellular component: cytoplasm; nucleoplasm; ASAP complex. Gene Ontology annotation, molecular function: RNA binding.
UUGCUUUUUUGCAGAUAAUUCUUUGUUCUUUACGAACUCAUCUCUGCAAAUUUUUGAAUAAUCGUAAUUUUUAUCUGAUUUUAAAUUUUUCCUAGUUUUCUCGAUGUCAGGUCGUGUACGAAGACACAGUCGAGGUCAUGGAAGCAGAUCGCCUUCACGUGAUUUUGACAAUGGGGAUUUUGGUCGAUCCGGUUUCCCACCAAACAUUGAAGGCAUGACUUCUUUGAAAGUCGAUAAUAUCACUCAAAGAACUGGCGUUGCCUUGCUGUCAAAGGUUUUUUCGAAAUAUGGCGAAUUAGGUGAUGUAUAUGUGCCAAGGUAUCCUGACACUUUCGCUAGCCGUGGCUUUGCGUUUGUUAGAUUUGUCAGAAAGCGAGACGCUGAAGAGGCCAUGCGGAAAAUGAAUGGGUAUGUUCUAGAUGGUCGACCGUUGAGUAUUCAAAUGGCCAGAUAUGCAAGGCCGUCACCGACCCGUCAAUUGUCUUCAUCUCGUCGAAGCGGGCCGCCCUACUCCAGAGGCGGUAGAUAUGGCGGAGGCUUUCGAAAUGGGGGUGGAGGCCGUUAUCAGGGCGGUGGAGGUGGUGGUUACCGAGGUGGCCGAGCACCUUUCCGUGGUAGGUCACCUUAUAGGAGACGCUCACGAUCUCGUUCACGUUCACGAUCACGAUCACGGGAUAGAAAGCGUGAUGGUCGUCGAAGUAGUAGGAGGAAUCGAUCUAAGAGCAACGAGAAAAGUCCUUCUAAACGAAGUCGUCGAUCAAGAAGUAAGGAUAGCAGCGGUAAAAAGGAAGACCGCAGCCGAAGUCGAAGUCCUUACAAGAAAGACAGAUCAUCCAAAGAUAGAGACAAAGCGGAUGAUGAUAAAGACAGGAGCCGAAGUAGAAGCGAAAGCCGAAGUGAAAGUCGCAGCAGGAGUCGAAGUCCGUACAAAAAAGAAAGAUCAUCCAAAGACAGAGAAAAAGCUGAUGAUGGCAAAGGCAGGAGCCGAAGUAGAAGCGAAAGUCGAAGUGAAAGUCGAAGCAGAAGUCGCAGUCCAUACAAAAAAGACAGAUCGUCCAAAGAUAGAGAAAAGGCUGAUGAUGGCAAAGAAAGAAGCCGAAGUAGAAGUGAAAGUCGAAGCAGGAGUCGAAGUCCUUACAAAAAAGACAGAUCAUCCAAAGACAGAGAAAAAGGAGACAAAGCUGAUGAUGGAAACAGUAAAGAUGAGAAAUGGUCAAUUGAAGAUGAUAAUGAUAACAAUGAUGAUGUCGAUUUUGAAUCUAAUGUUGAUAAAAAUGAUAAUGCUGCACUUGAGGUGCAAACACAAAGACAACAAAAAAUCUAACAAUGACCAGAUGAUGACCACAACACCAUUCUGUAAUACAAAUUUAGAUUCCAAGUGUGAUCAACAAUUAAAUAAAUACAUAUAAAUGGUAUAAGUGUUAUUGUUGAUCAAGGCAUCAAACAAAAAUCAAUCAUAAAUUAACUUAAAAGCUCAUUGAGAUGCUCAUCAUUUUUCAAUACAAAAUUAAACAUCCUCUUCUUACUUAUAUCAUUGAAUCAAACUAAAUACAGGAACUGGUAAAAUGGCAAAAUCAAUUAAAUAGUAUAGUUGAUGAAGCAAAUCAACCAGGAAAAAAGUAAAAAUGUUUCCAAUCCCAACAGUUAACCGUUAAAUUGCACCCAACUUAUAUAAAUUGCAACUUCUUGAAUACUAAGUAAUAUUACAAGAAAUCAUCUUUUUCCUUCCCUUUUACUUUAUGCUAAACCUUAUUCAUAACAAUACUAAUGGCUUUUCUUUGUGUCAACUAAAUAUCACUUGAAAUCACCUUUUAAAGUUAAAGCCAAACCAAAUGGUUUAUUGAAUGACAUAAUAAAAUAUACUUUUAGAUGAUAAA